Penicillium robsamsonii is the source of this 582-nucleotide messenger RNA. RefSeq names its product signal peptidase complex catalytic subunit SEC11 (gene sec11). Bases 1 to 582 code for a protein of 193 amino acids. The transcript has 5 exons. NCBI's taxonomy places the organism in Eukaryota, Fungi, Ascomycota, Eurotiomycetes, Eurotiales, Aspergillaceae. Gene Ontology annotation, molecular function: serine-type endopeptidase activity. The record is from RefSeq and is a predicted model, not a curated record. Gene Ontology annotation, cellular component: signal peptidase complex; membrane.
AUGCUAUCCUCCCUCUCUUCCAGCAUCACAAAUGCUCGGCAAUCAAUUGCACAAGUGCUGAACUUUGCACUGGUGCUUUCCACAGCUUUUAUGAUGUGGAAAGGCCUCUCGGUCGUGUCCGCAUCAAGCUCUCCAAUAGUUGUGGUGUUAUCCGGAUCAAUGGAGCCCGCAUUUCAGCGUGGUGACCUGCUCUUCCUCUGGAAUCGAGACACGAGGGCGGAGAUCGGAGAAGUUCUUGUUUAUAAUGUUCGAGGAAAGGAUAUUCCGAUUGUCCACAGGGUUGUUCGCACUUUCCCUCAGGUAGAAGGGCGCGUAAGCGCGAGGAAGGUGAAGGAAGUUACAGUGGACACAACACCCAACACGCAUAUGCUUCUCACCAAGGGCGAUAACAAUUUGGCAGACGAUACUGAGCUAUAUGCUCAAGACCAGGAUUAUCUCGACCGGGCGGAGGACAUUGUUGGCAGUGUUCGUGGCUACAUACCUAUGGUUGGAUACGUUACUAUCAUGCUUAGCGAACAUCCCUGGCUGAAGACAGUGAUGCUAGGGCUUAUGGGACUGAUGGUCAUGAUCCAGAGAGAGUAA